AUUUCUAACAUAUCUUGCGUUAUCACUGAUAAAUUAUAUCACAAAGACAAUAAUUCUACAUACGAUUGGUAUUAUUUUUGUAGGUUAUAAGUUCAACUAUAUACGUCGUUCUCGUUCUUCCAUCGAUAAUAUAUACCACACAAGAGCGUAACUACGAUUGAUAAUUACGUCGUCGGUGUCCGAGCCAUGAGGCAUCAACCAUUCCCACUGGGUUACGGAAAGUUUAAAAAUAGUAGAAUACGUGGUGGUGAACUGCCGCAUAAACUGCCUCAGAUUUCGAUUCUUGGAUUGAGCAAGUUUUAGUACCUUGUAUUUGAAAUAGACUACUAGGCUUCCCAAUUAUGGCUUCGAAAGUUACGCUUUCUCAAGCUCUAGGAACAGAUGGGAGUGAUUACAGUCACAGACAGAAAAUCGCCGCGCAUUACCAAGUCAGUGCAACAAAUAAAUCAAGAUUGAAAUAUUGUAUAUUCUUCCACUAUCUAUUACUUGUUCUCAUGGCUGCCAAGCUGUCCGCAGAUAUAUUAGAUCGUUGUGAUAUUUUCAUCUUAGAAAUAGAGGAGUUGCAGGUACCACAGCCAUUAUGGUGGGAAUACAUAUGGAGCACUAGUUUACUACUAUCUUUCUUUGCUCUCUCAGCGAUUAAAAAAAAUAGUCUUAAAACAUUGCAGAAAUAUAUGAUAAGUAUCGUUGUGCUAGGUUUGGGUCCAUUGAUUUAUGCCAUUGUUUAUUACUUCAAAGAUGUUUGGACAUAUUUAACUAUAGGUAAAUCUGAGGACAUCCUACUGUGGCAGGGUUUACCAUAUGGCGUACUUUGGUACGCCUUUAUUCUUUUAGCUUCGCAAGUUCAUUGUUUCUCUUUGUAUUUCUCCUGGAAUCUACUGGUUGCUUGGAAAACACGAGGUGCGAAGAAAGUGGACUAAAUCUCACAGAUAAUUGUGAUUCUUGAUAAACUGUAACAUAGUUUAUAAAAACUAUGGCUAUUACAGAAUGAACUAUAUUUGUUGUUUAUGAUAAAAAAAAAGAAAGAAAAAAAACAGGGAUAUACAAUUAUUACACAAAAAA
Molecule: messenger RNA, 1062 nt
Organism: Linepithema humile (Argentine ant)
Lineage: Eukaryota; Metazoa; Arthropoda; Insecta; Hymenoptera; Formicidae
Gene: jagn
Product: jagunal
Biological process (GO): endoplasmic reticulum organization; vesicle-mediated transport
Cellular component (GO): endoplasmic reticulum membrane
Source: RefSeq, a predicted model, not a curated record